Lutra lutra (Eurasian river otter) is the source of this 1661-nucleotide messenger RNA. RefSeq names its product fibroblast growth factor 17 (gene FGF17). The coding region runs from base 483 to 1100 and encodes 205 amino acids. Gene Ontology annotation, cellular component: cytoplasm. Gene Ontology annotation, molecular function: growth factor activity; type 1 fibroblast growth factor receptor binding; type 2 fibroblast growth factor receptor binding. The transcript has 5 exons. Lineage: Eukaryota; Metazoa; Chordata; Mammalia; Carnivora; Mustelidae. Gene Ontology annotation, biological process: fibroblast growth factor receptor signaling pathway; positive regulation of gene expression; animal organ morphogenesis. The record is from RefSeq and is a predicted model, not a curated record.
CCCCUGGCCCGGGAAUGAUACCUGCGCUCACCCUUGGGGAGGUGGGGCACCAGACCUGAGGGCAGGAGAAGCUGGACCCUAGGGAACGGAGGCGGGGCCCUCCCAUCCAGGUCUGUGGGUCAGGGAAAACGUGGGAGACCACGGAGUCCAGCCUCCUUAGCCAGCAGCUCCAUCCUCUGUGCGCGGGCAGCCCCGCAAGAGGCUGGCAGCCCCCGCCAGCGGCUGCUUUGCCCGCUCACUGGCCAGGAAGGUGGACACCUCACACCUCAGUCUCCCAAUUACGCCCUCCUCCCCCACUCCUCCUCCCCUCCCUCUCUCUCUUCCUCCUCCCCUCUCUCUCCUCCUCUCCCCCCUGAAAACCUGUGGCUUGAAGAGACCUUGGCUUCUCUGGGACUCUACCCCUCUCUACCCCUGGGGACUGCCCAUAUCUGCUCCUGAGUUUGGGGGCAGGGGGCCACCACCCCCAAGGACUCUCUGCGGCGAUGGGAGCCACCUGCCUGCUGCCCCACGUCACUCUGUGCCUCCAGCUACUAAUUCUCUGCUGUCAAACUCAGUACGUGAGGGACCAGGGCGCCAUGACCGACCAGCUGAGCCGGCGGCAGAUCCGAGAGUACCAGCUCUACAGCCGGACCAGUGGCAAGCACGUGCAGGUCACCGGGCGUCGCAUCUCUGCCACCGCGGAGGACGGCAACAAGUUCGCCAAACUCAUAGUGGAGACGGACACGUUUGGAAGCCGCGUGCGCAUCAAGGGGGCUGAGAGUGAGAAAUACAUCUGUAUGAACAAGAGGGGCAAGCUCAUUGGGAAGCCCAGCGGGAAGAGCAAAGACUGCGUGUUCACGGAGAUCGUGCUGGAGAACAACUACACAGCCUUCCAGAAUGCCCGGCACGAGGGAUGGUUCAUGGCCUUCACGAGGCAGGGUCGGCCCCGCCAGGCUUCUCGAAGCCGCCAGAACCAACGAGAGGCUCACUUCAUCAAGCGCCUCUACCAGGGCCAGCUGCCCUUCCCCAACCACGCGGAGAGGCAGAAGCAGUUCGAGUUCGUGGGCUCAGCCCCCACGCGCCGGACCAAGCGCACUCGGAGGCCACAGCCCCUGACGUAGUCGGGGACACUGGGGGCAGCUGCCCCUCACCAGCCUUCCCAUCCCCUUCCCUUCCUAAUCCCAAGACUGGGCUGGGGUGGAGGGAGGGGAACCAGAGCCCCCAAGGAGGACUGGGAAGACCAACCAGCGUCAGAGCCUCGAGCCGGAAAGGGGCGGGACUGCCACAAACCAGUGCUGGGGCCUCGGGGCAGCCGCCCCAGACCCCGCACUGAAAUAGGGGGUGGGGGUGGGGCAGACCCCCAGGCGAGGAACUGUAGUGUUCCCUCGGACGCAGGCUCCCUGAAACAGGUGGAAAGGGCAGCAGAUUCAAGGCCCUGCAGACACGGUCCGGAGGUGGUUCUCUUUAAACUCUGCCUGCGGAGUCUUCCUCAGUCUGCUCCCAGCCUCCACAUUCCUCCUGGCCAGACUGUAGGAAGGGACUUUUGUGUUUGUUUCAGGAAAAAAGAAAAGGGGGGGGAGAGAGAGAAAGAGAGAGAGAUGGCCAUUCUUCACAUUCCACUACCCAGGCCCGCACCCCCAUCCCCAAUUUCGAGUCCCAGAAUAAAACCAUUUUCCUGCAAA